AUGAGUCCAAGUUUGCUAAUGAAGCUGAAGGUCAAUGAUGGCCAGGGCGUAGGACUCAAGAGGUCGUCUCAGACGUCUCACAACAAUGCACGAAGAUGGAAGCAGCACACAGAUCCAGUGAGCGACUUCCAAGUGAUCCUGUCGAGCACCAAAACGAGAGCAGGAUUGCUCUCCCCCCACCGGACGGUUGAUCCCGACAACGGCCGUAGCAACUGCCUUUUUGCCCACCCGACUAUCCCCCGCUUCAAGUCAGCUAUCAACUCGGUCCUGAGGCACAACAGUACCAACGACCAAGUUUACGCUUCGCCCUUUGUCGCUCCGUCUCUUCACACCGCUACAUUCUUCCAAACUCACAAUCGCACAGCAAACAUCGCCUGCAAGAUGACCAGAGGUACACAGGAGGGAUCCGAGACACUCGAGUUGAACGGCGAAGUAUAUGCACUCAAUGAUCACGUUUACGUCUCCUCGCCAUGGAACAUGUCCGAUGGCGCACCCUGGCUCAUCGGAAGAAUAAUGGAAUUCAUCCGAGAACCUUUGCCGGUCGCAUCUCACAAGAAAAAGAAAACUCGACCCAUCGUACAAGUCAAACUCGCAAAUUAUCAUCGGCAGCGAGAUUUAAACAGCCGGCACAUUCUCGAUUGUCGAUUGCUUGAAGCCUCGAUGUCACAUGAAGUCUUCUGUGUUAGCCGAUUGAGAGGUAAAUGCGAGGUGCAAUUUAAGAAUGAUCGCAGCCCAGAUGAGAUUGAGGCGUGGAAGGCGGCACCAGACCAUUUUUAUUUCUCUCAGGUCUAUGGACGCUUCACCCAUCGACACUACGACGUAAUCUUAACCCAGAGUAUCAAAAAUGCCCCACCUGAAGUCGUUCAAUAUCUCAGGAAUAAUUAUAGCUACAUUUUUACGGAACCUGGCAUGGGUGCCGAAUUGAGCGAGGAGAGAAGAGGUUGUGUGACUUGCAGUCAGUGGACUACAGGGGCCGAUUCAGUAACGUGUGCACUGUGUGGUGGUGCUUACCAUUUCACCUGCCUCAAUCCACCUCUUAUCCGCAAACCAGACCGAGGUCAUCGAUGGGCACGCGGUUACCAAUGGGCAUGUGCACCAUGUUCUAAAAAACGACAAGAAUCGAUUGAGGAGCAAGCGUUGGCUCUCACGAAAGAACCGGCUGAUGAAUCGGCGGUUACAAGCAGUAGCGGUCCAGCGGCGGCCACAGGUGGGAGAUCAUUGAGAGAUAAAGGGAAAAAGAAAGAACCACUGGUCACCGCACUUGUCCAACCAGGGAAUGGACCCGAUGGCGUUUUGAGAACAGUUGAUGGGUGGCCAUUUCGCUAUUAUGGGCGAUAUACUGAGCCCACAUCCGUCUUGGAUCCGAUGGAUUCACCCCACAUAUAUACUGCACCGCGCAUUGGCUCCCGAUUUCAGACUAUAGUUCCUGCAGAUCCGUCGACGGAGACUGGAAAUGCACCUUCAUCAGUUCAAAGUUUUGCACGCCCAGUCAAAGCGGAUAAAAGAAGCCGGGACGGCACCCCGGUCCAGGUCCCUUGUUUGGCCUCGCCAGAAGUGGAAAUACCUCGCGGCGGUGACGAGACGAUCGAAGUGAUCUCCACCCCCGAUCUUCUGGAGAAGUACGAGGAUUCCGAUUUAGAUGCUUACAUCCGUGAAGCCACUCAGCUCCCAGUUGCUCGCAAUGUGGGGGUAACGAUUGUUGAUGGGGCACUAAUGGCUUUAUCCGAAGCUUCGAGCUUAGAAGAGUCUUCUCUAAAGCUUCGUGAAAAAUCGAUCAAGAGCCUUGGUUUUGCCCACUGGACCGAAGGGGAGUCGCAUCGCAUGGGUACUGCCGUGGUCCAACUGGGUGAUGAUCUCCGUGGUAUGCGGAAACUGUUCCCAAAAAAGAGUGGAGGUGAUAUUACAAAGUUCUUCUAUAUGUUUAAAGGUCACAAGUUUCCUGAGGUUUCAGCACAUGAUGCUCGAAUCGAUGCUUCCAUUAGCCGGUCACCGGAUGAAAGUCCAUCUGUCCUGCCCACGCCCUCCUCCAAAAGGCCGUACACUUGUGUUGUAUGUGAGGUGAGAACUGCACCUACUUGGCGAAGGUGCCCAGAGGCCUUGAUGGCGGGUGCAACUCAAGCCAAAAAGUGUAUUUGCGACGAAUGUUACGUGCGCUGGAAAAAAUAUGGCCUACAACAUGUACCUGCUGCAGUACAAGAAGAUAACCAUAGAGUCGCAGUCAAAGAACGAAAGCCUCGUGGCCCUUAUGCCAAGACCCUCAAAGCCCUUGCCUCUCGCAAUUCACUGAUAACUCCAACAAUCCCGGCCGCCUCAUCGCAGGCGCCCCCGCCGUCAAUCCCCACUCGGCGUUCACCACCAGCACCUCAGCCAUCAUCAUCCGGACCUCAACCUGUACCAACUCCAGCAGCUCAACAACCGCCUCCGGCACCACCUCGCGUAUCACCACCUCGCCGGUCCUCAACAGGGCCUCAGCCUCCGCCGCCCCAUCAAGACUUACCUCCGAAAGGGCCACAUCCUCCCCUCCAAACCGUAACACACCCCUUUGCUAGCGGCUCAGAUAUCGCGGCUGGGGCAUGCCCCCUUUGUAAACGAGUUGAGCCUCAAUCUACAAUGGCUUGUUGUAGUAAAUGCAAAUUGACCUGCCAUACUGCUUGUCUCGGUCUUGAUUCAGCGGUCAACACCGAGUCCUGGAAAUGCUUGGUUUGUCAGAACGCCGAAUCAAUGGCGGUUUCUAAAAUCUUGUGCUGCAGUUUGUGCCAAUCAAAACCCCGCCCAUUGACGCCCCAAAAGGCUUUGAGUGCUCUGGACGUCUGGAAGCUCUCGGAGUACAACUCCUUCGUUCACAUGAUUUGCGCAGUAUGGCAUGCUGAGCUCGCACUCACAACGACCGACGACCUGACUAGGGUAGAGGGUUUUGCCAGCAUUCCGCUCAGCAAACGCAAAAGGGAAUGUGCCAUUUGCCAUCAGGCCGGAGUAGGAGUUUGCACGAGAUGCGACCAAUGUACAGACUUUAUCCAUGUCAGUUGCGCUUGGUCGCGCGGCUACAAGUUUGGGUUUGAGAUUUUGCCUCAGAGGAAGCGUCGUCCACGUGAAAGCGAUCUGGUCAAGUAUGCAGAACAUUAUGGUCUGAUGGAGCCAAGAAUUUGGUGCCCCGAACAUAUCCCAACCUCAGAUCGCGUCACUUACGAUGCUUCUCACGUUGAUCCACUGACCCAAAUGACCGCGCUGCAGACAUUUUUGCAGCACGAAAAGGACGUCAGCGCCGACCCGGGUUUGAGAAUCUUGCGGAAAGCCAGAAGACUAGACAGUGUCAUGGAUUCUGUUACGAAGCCGAAGCAUGCUUCACCUGCAAGCACAAUAUGGGGCAAAAAUCUUGACCUGGAAGAUGGCUAUAUGGUUUCGACACUCAGCAAGUUACCCGAAUCGUACGAAGCUCUGGCGGAGGCUUCUCAACCCGCGGCGGCCCCCACUCGGCGGCGUAGAUCAAGCAAUCAAGGCUCAACCGUUGACACGGCAGCCACUGCUACGCCUCCCACGACCAGAGACAAGACCCGAGCUCGUAAUCUGGGUCGCAAUAGGACCCGGGGUGCUUCGGCAUCGAAGGAGAAAUCGGGAGAUUGCAUUCCAGUAACUGAGCGCCACGAUACUCAACACACUCCCUCCCAACCUAGGGAUCCUAUGCCUGUCGAUCCUCAGCUUCUCAUUCCACGCGUUCCCCAAAUCUCGGCGUCUGCUUUCAGACCUGAUCCUCGUAGUGCCGCUCCUACUACAACGCUCAACAAUUCGCGCCCACGAAAGAUGAGACGUAAACAUACCAAGCCGCUCAGUGACGCUGUCGUGAACGCGAAUGUCACACCCGAGCAACCCACUGCGGUCAGGCGAUUUGACAGUUUGGGAGCAUCCCAAACAAACAGAAGUGUGUCACAAGGUGAACAAGCUACGUCUGCCAGUGCCCCCAAACCGAACAUGCCCAAAGCGAACACUUCAUGGCCAGGUCAACCGGGUGGCACCUCAAUGACACCCGAACAAUUGCAUGCAGUUGCCGCGUCACCAACUGCGUCAGCCUCCCAGCCCACCCCGCGAGAAACGGCCCCCCAUGUGCCCAAACCUCCGAGCAAACUACGUUUGACAAUCAAACCAGCCCAUGUCUCACAGAAGCCUUCAAACCCUCCUCCUACUCUUGUUCCGUCCGCUAACAGCUCACCCCCCGCAGCUCCUCGUAAAAACAUACUUGCUUAA
Molecule: messenger RNA, 4239 nt
Organism: Puccinia triticina
Lineage: Eukaryota; Fungi; Basidiomycota; Pucciniomycetes; Pucciniales; Pucciniaceae
Exons: 28
Coding region: 1-4239 (1412 amino acids)
Biological process (GO): histone catabolic process
Cellular component (GO): Lid2 complex
Molecular function (GO): ubiquitin-protein transferase activity; sequence-specific DNA binding; chromatin binding
Source: RefSeq, a predicted model, not a curated record